CGUCCAUGGCCUCACCGACUCGCAGGAGCUCGUCGUCCCCCGCACUUGGGUAGACGCCAUCUCGCUAUCAGUGGGCCGGACCCGCCAUUCGGCGAUAGCCAAACAACCGGUCCGACAUGGCAUCAUCUGAUGGAGCCUCGAGCUCAAUCAGCUUAAGCUCCAGUGGCUCCCUCACAUCGUGUCACUUUCACCCCUCGUCCCCAACAUACACCACCAAAGCCUCCUCCCCCAGGUAAAGCCCUUCAACAGAGCACCCACAAUGGCCUCCCAAGCUCCCCGCGGCCGUCUCGCCGGCAAGAACUGCGUCGUCACCGGCGCUGCUGGUGGCAUCGGCCUCGAAACGACCAUCCUCUUCGCACGCGAGGGCGCCAAGGUCCUCAUGGCCGACGUCUCGGGUCCGGCGCUCGAGAAAGGGCUCGCGAAAGCGAAGGAGCUGGCGCCGGCAGACGCAGUCAUCGAAACCAAAGUGACGGACGUAUCGAGCGAGGCGAGUGUGGAAGCCAUGAUCGCGCACGUCGACGCCUGGGGCGGGCUGGACGUCAUCUUCAACAACGCGGGCAUCAUGCACGCCGACGACGCCGACGCCGUCGACACGCCCGAGAAGAUCUGGGACCUGACGCACAACAUCAACGUCAAGGGUGUGUGGUUCGGCUGCAAGCACGCCGUCCUGUCCUUCCGCCGCAACGCCAAGCCCCGCGGCUCCGUCAUCAACACCGCCUCUGUUGUUGCGCUCGUCGGCUCCGCCACGCCCCAGCUCGCGUAUACCGCCUCCAAGGGCGCCGUGCUGGCUCUUACCCGCGAGCUGGCUAUCGUGCAUGCGCGCGAGGGCUUCCGCUUCAAUGCCCUGUGCCCUGCGCCGCUGAACACGCCCCUCCUCCAAGACUGGCUCGGCGACGACCAGCCCAAGCGCCACCGCCGCGAAGUGCACUUCCCGACGGGCCGCUUCGGCGAAGCCAUCGAGCAGGCGCACGCCGUCGUCUUCCUCGCCUCGGACGAGUCCUCCUUCGUCAACGGCACCGACUUUGUCGUCGACGGCGGCAUGACCAGGGCCUACGUCACACCCGAGGGCGCCGCGGCCCCGGCGCCGCAGAACCUGGCGAGCGGACGUUAGGCGGAGCCGUAAGGCGGAGCCGUAAGGCGGAGCUAUUAGGUGUAGCUCUCAAGCGGGCGGGCAUCAACAUCUGGAGACAUAGAUCCACUUAGCAGCACACAGAUACAGACCCAAACCAGACGAAUGAAUGCAUG
This is a messenger RNA of Aplosporella prunicola CBS 121167, 1245 nucleotides long. RefSeq lists its product as uncharacterized. Lineage: Eukaryota; Fungi; Ascomycota; Dothideomycetes; Botryosphaeriales; Aplosporellaceae. The coding region runs from base 260 to 1111 and encodes 283 amino acids. The transcript is spliced from 4 exons. The record is from RefSeq and is a predicted model, not a curated record. Gene Ontology annotation, molecular function: oxidoreductase activity.